AUGAACCAGGUUGGACAAACACAUCGCCGAGGUGAGUCGGUGUUGGCUAUCAGCCGUUCUGCUUGCGCAUCGCUCGAUUCGGAUGGAGAUAAUGACGAGGGAACAGGAUGGGGCUCGGAAGAAUUGACUUGGGACAGUGAAAUUUUGAUUGGGCUUGAUGACGAUGGUCUACCCGGUCUGAGAUAUCAUUUGACCCAGUCGCCUGAGAACUCCUGGCGUAAUCGCACCCUUCUACCGAAGAUGGUUUGGAAGACGAACAUCCGUGCGCGUGUGCCGGCGAAGGAGUCACUGAACGCGGAAGUGUGUGAAGUGGGAGCCGAGGUGCCCAGCGACGUAGAUAUCUCACCUCAGUCAAAACGUGCGCGUGCGUCCGAGACGUAG
Molecule: messenger RNA, 381 nt
Organism: Phytophthora infestans T30-4
Lineage: Eukaryota; Oomycota; Peronosporomycetes; Peronosporales; Peronosporaceae
Exons: 3
Coding region: 1-381 (126 amino acids)
Source: RefSeq, a predicted model, not a curated record